This is a messenger RNA of Haliotis rufescens (red abalone), 2982 nucleotides long. Its product is annotated as WD repeat-containing protein 37-like. Gene Ontology annotation, cellular component: preribosome, large subunit precursor. The record is from RefSeq and is a predicted model, not a curated record. The coding region runs from base 216 to 1679 and encodes 487 amino acids. The transcript is spliced from 11 exons. Gene Ontology annotation, molecular function: protein binding. Lineage: Eukaryota; Metazoa; Mollusca; Gastropoda; Lepetellida; Haliotidae.
CUUAUUGCUAUGGUGUCAUGACAGAAAAUGUCAUCUGCAAGAAAAUAAGAAAAACGAGGUGAUUUAGAACAGCUGAGACGAAUACCUAGGUCGACCUGCAAUAUUGCUCUUAUUGCUGAUUGAGGAAGGACUGAUAUUCAUGAAUUAAUAAUCAUCCAAUCAGAAGCUGUUUUGGUCCGUGUGUGUGUUGUCGCGGGGUCCUGCACCUGUGAAACAUGCCAACAGAUAGCAUUGCGAAAGCUACGAAGACCAAAGGAGUUCGUAUGAUCAGAAGGCACAGGAGUCAUACUGACGAGGGUAGGCCUGUUGGCGGGAUGAGUCGUUACCGUGACGACAUCGACACAGAUGGCUUGAUGCCAGCUCCAGCCAGGGAUAGACUGUAUGAUCUGUUUGGGCAGAUUGAAAAGGAAUUUGAAAAUCUCUAUGCUGCCAAUAUAGCAUUGCAAGAGAGAGUGGAGUCGCUAAAUGAGAGACUCGAGGCUUACGCCAGCUCUGACAAGCCGGCAGCAGAGGUGCAGGAACCUGAUGGGACCACCAAGCCAAAGAGAUCUGCAAGUCAGAUUUCCCAGAAGAUCAAGACAACGUACAAGGCAUCCACCAGUAAGAUCGUCUCCAGCUUCAGAGCCCCUUCAGCUGCCUACAACUUGGUCCGAGUCUACCGGGGUCAUCGGGACGGAGUGUGGGAGGUCAGCGUGUCCAAGUCUGGACAUCAGGUCAUAGGAACAGCAAGUGCAGACCACCGGGCCCGCAUAUUCUCUGUUGAGACUGGUCAGUGCUUGCUGCAGUAUGCCGGACACCAGGGGUCAGUCAACUCCAUCCGGUUCCACCCUAACCAGGACCUGGUGCUGACGGCGUCCGGGGACGAGACUGCACACAUCUGGAGAGCAGUGGUCACACCUCCCUCACAUGCGGAAAUAGUGAAGUCCCACUCCUCAGGGGAAGAUGAGAUUGAUGGGUCGGAGAAAGAAGAUGUUGGGGAUGAUGGGGGUGAUCUGGUACAGGAGAGCAACAAACUCCGCACACCGCAGGUGGAGCUCACAGGGCACACUGAUGUUGUUAUUGCUGCCGACUGGAUGGUGGGAGGAGCUCAGGUCAUCAGUGCCUCAUGGGAUAGGUUGGCCAUCUUGUAUGAUGCGGAAACAGGAGAGCAGAUCAGUACACUGUCAGGGCACAUCCAGGAACUGAACGAGGUACGAGCACAUCCGACACAGCGACUGGUGGUAACGUCGUCAAAGGACACCACUUUUCGGCUGUGGGAUUUCCGUGAUUCCGCCAUGCAGGUGAACGUGUUCCAGGGACAUACACAACCUGUCACGUCGGCAGUGUUUGCCGGGGGUGACAAGGUGGUGUCUGGCAGUGACGACCGGACGGUCAAAGUCUGGGACCUCCGCAACAUGCGCUCCCCUCUCUCCAUCAUAAAGACUGACUCCGCCAUUAACAGACUUGCUGUAUCCCAAGCUCAGAACAUCAUCGCUAUCCCUCACGACAACAGACACAUUCGACUGUUUGACAUCAGCGGCGUGCGCGUCGGACGCCUCCCACGUAGCAACAGACAAGGUCACUCACGCAUGGUGUGCUCUGUGACCUUCGCCGACGACAACCAGACGUGCAAUCUGUUCUCCUGUGGCUUUGACAGACAAGUGCUUGGGUGGCACGUCAACUGUCAAACCAAGGAGUAGUCUCCCCUGUGUCAAGGCCUGCUUGCUUUGUUUACAGUGUCACUUGCGUCCCUGGUGCACUUGUCAUAAGAUACUGAAGGGAAAUGAGAAUUCAUGGAGGCCCGAAUGUCAUAUUCUCAGAUUCAUAUCCUACUCUGGUUUGCUGGUGAAUGUCCCGAGAUGACAACAGUGAUUUCUACACAGCAGAGUUACUGUAAAUAUUAUUCAUUAAUAUUGCAUUCUUGUUUAGAAUGGGAUUCGGAAAAGAUGAUGUCAUGAAAGCAGAACUAAGUAUUCAAAAUAGAAACAAGUUCUAUAAGGAAUUAAACCAGUAUACACUUUGUACAAAAAAGGAGCUAUGUGAAUAUAUUAGGUGGUACUAUGCAUAUUGUACUUUGCAUGUUCUACCGACGUACAGAACAGAGCGUAGUAAACACCAGAAGCUACAGCAGGAAGAUAAUGUUAUUCUGCUAAUGGAGUUGUCUGGCCAUCUAGCAUGAGUCAUGGGAAUGUUAUUUCACCCCAAUGACGUAGAGUUGGAGUAAUUUAAUUAAAAUCAGAUAUUUUACUCCCGCGUUGGUUCCUUGGUCUGCUGGUCUGAAAGCCCUCAUAGGUCACAUCAGGUAACCCUAGCAGACGCAGCCAAUCAAAUGUCUGCUUCCUGAAACGUCAUUUCACCUCUAAUUCAGAGAUUUUGGUCUUAACAAAAGACAACCCACACAAAUCACUUCCUGCCAAGCGUCCCAGAUGAAACAACACGUAAAAUAUCCACAACAUAGCAAGGAACCGCCGUGUUUGGUUUGUUUUAGUUUCCAAUUUUCAGAAUUCAGAUUUGCUGCACUGAUUGGUUCGCUGACGUGUACUGAGAAGUUAAAAGCCUCCAUGCUUAUUGGUUAGUUGGUGUGGUCACCUGAUGUGUCCGAGGGGGCAUGGGUGGCCCAGUCGUCUAAGGCGCUGCGAUUCGCUGUGCAGAGUUGCGUCCCUUGGGCACGCCAGAAACCUAGGAUUGUGGGUUCGAAUCCAGGUUCGCCCCGAUUAUGUUUCUAGGUUUGUCAGCACCAUACCCGUGCUCGUGGGUUUCACCGAAGUGGUAAACGUCUGAGACCUGCAUCACUUAGGGCUUUCCUCCCACAUUAAGCUGACACGCCGCGAUAUAACUGGAAUAUUGUUCAAAGCGGCGUUAAACCCAACUCACUCACUCACUGAUGGGUCCGAAGUCGGGUGUGUCAGAUCUUCCUGCAGAAAGGUAUUGAAAUGGAGUAAAAAAUCUAAAUUUAAUGGUGGGAUCUGAAUUUUCGGUCUCAACCAAAAUUCAGGUUUUUUU